Messenger RNA from Centropristis striata (black sea bass), 3816 nucleotides. It is a transcript of the gene ralbp1, whose product is annotated as ralA binding protein 1. The coding region runs from base 190 to 2196 and encodes 668 amino acids. Gene Ontology annotation, molecular function: GTPase activator activity; small GTPase binding. Gene Ontology annotation, biological process: endocytosis; positive regulation of GTPase activity; small GTPase-mediated signal transduction. Gene Ontology annotation, cellular component: membrane. NCBI's taxonomy places the organism in Eukaryota, Metazoa, Chordata, Actinopteri, Perciformes, Serranidae. The transcript has 10 exons. The record is from RefSeq and is a predicted model, not a curated record.
CAGAUUUCCUACCGUUCGCUAUCGAACUACAUUUCCCGUCAUACACUUUUGCUGUCGCGCAUGCGCAGAUGGGUUUAUUUAGUUUUCAGACAACCGGAAGCUCCACUCUGAAAUUGACCGAACGGGAUAGUUCUUGGUGUGAUGGACAGGUGAUGUGGCAGUCAGAGGAGUGAUAAGGCCAGAGCAGCCAUGACUGAGUGCUUCCUGCCCCCCAGCAGCAGCCCUGCAGAGCAGCGCAGGGCUGAGCACCCUGGGGGCGUGGCACGUACACCCAGCUCUGAGGAGAUCAGUCCCACCAAGUUCCCCGGCUUGUACCGCACCGGCGAACCUUCGCCGCCUCACGAUGGCCAUCACCACGAGGCACCUGACGCCUACGUGUCAGACGAUGACAAAGAGCACAGCAAGAAGAAGAACAAGUUCAAGAAGAAGGAGAAAAGGACGGAAGGCUACGCCGCCUUCCAGGAGGACAGUUCAGCAGAAGAAGCAGAGAGCCCGUCCAAGAUGAAGCGAUCCAAGGGAAUCCAUGUGUUCAAGAAGCCCAGCUUCUCCAAGAAGAAGGAGAAGGACUUCAAGGUGAAGGAGAAGGAGAAGGGUCCCAAAGAGGAGAAGGGCAAGGAUAAGAAAUCUAAGGACCUGACGGCAGCAGACGUGGUGAAACAGUGGAAGGAGAAGAAGAAGAAGAAGAAACCGACAACAGAGGCAGAGCCAGUCCCGGUGGAGAUUCCAACCUUCAGGCCCAUCUUUGGAGCGCCUUUGACUGAAGCUGUCAAGAGGACAGCUCUGUAUGACGGGAUCCAGCUGCCAGCCAUCUUCAGAGAGUGUGUGGACUACAUUGAAAGUUAUGGCAUGAAGUGUGAAGGCAUAUACCGGGUCUCAGGUAUGAAGUCUAAGGUGGAUGAAUUAAAAGCAGCGUAUGACCGCGAGGAGUGCCCCUGCCUGGAGGAGUAUGACCCCCACACGGUCGCCAGCCUCCUGAAGCAGUACCUCCGGGAGCUGCCGGAGAACCUGUUGGGACGAGAUCUGGCCCAGCGCUUCGAGGACGCCUGCGGUCGGCAGGUGGAGGCCGAGAAGAUGGCGGAGUUCCAGAGGCUGCUGCCCGAGGUGUCGCCAGAGAGCCGGCUUCUUCUCUCCUGGCUCGUCACGCACAUGGACCACGUAAUCACCAGGGAGGCGGAAACCAAGAUGAAUAUUCAGAACAUCUCCAUCGUCCUCAACCCAACCAUACAGAUUGGGAACCGUGUGCUCUACAUGUUCUUCACACAUGUGAGGGAGCUGUUUGGAGACGUGGUGCUGAAGCCGGUGGUGCGGCCACUCCGCUGGUCCAACAUGGCAACCAUGCCGGCACUGCCUGAAACCCAGGAGAGCAUCAAAGAGGAGAUCAGACGACAGGAGUUUCUGCUGAACUGCCUGCACAGGGACCUGCAAGCAGGGGUGAAGGACUUAUCUAAAGAGGAGCGGCUUUGGGAGGUUCAGAGGAUUUUGACUGCUCUAAAACGCAAACUGAGGGAGGCCAAACGUCAGGAGUGUGAGAGUAAGAUAGCCCAGGAGAUAGCGAGCCUGUCAAAGGAAGAUGUUUCAAAAGAGGAAAUGACUGAGAAUGAAGAGGAGGUCAUCAACCUUCUUUUGGCACAGGAAAAUGAGAUCCUGACAGAGCAGGAGGAGCUGAUCUCUCUUGAGCAGGUGCUUCGUAGACAGAUUGCCACUGAGAAGGAAGAAAUCGAGAGACUGCGAGCAGAGAUUGCAGACAUACAGAGUCGGCAGCAGGGUCGCAGUGAGACGGAGGAAUAUUCGUCAGACAGUGAAAGUGAAAGUGAAGAUGAGGAAGAGCUGCAGAUGAUUCUGGAAGACCUGCAGAAGCAAAACGAGGAACUGGAGAACAAAAACACCCACCUGAAUCAGGCAAUCCACGAGGAGCAGGAAGCCAUCUUGGAGCUCCGCGUCCAGCUUCGCCUCCUGCAGAGCCACAAGCUGCAGCAGGAACUGACCGUCCAGCCGCCAGCCGAGCAGGCCCCGCCCCCGCAGCCAAGCCCAGAGCCUCGCAGCGAGGAGCAGACCAAACGCUCCGUCGCCGCGGUGGCUGCCGGAGUAGAAGCCGCUGCCGCCGCCGCCAUCACCGCUGCCUCAGCCAACGGCAAGACAGCUAAGGAUACUUCAAAGCCCUCACCGAACAAAGACAGGAGGGACACCAACAUGUGAGAGGUCAUCUCAGUGAUGUGUUUGGUGGCUCUGCGCUGCUGUACGUCUCCACCGCUGGUCAGUUGUCCUGUCGUUUCACUCGUUAUCCACUGGAGAUUUCACUGUGCUGGAUCCAUGAGUUCAUUAGUAAUUGUGUCCAUCAAGUGGCAGCCAUGGAAAAAUCUGUUAUACUGUCUUUGGCGUCCUGACUCUUGCAGCCGAAAUCAAACACCUUGUCUCCUAUUUUUCCAUGCAAAAACACAUAAAAAGAAAUAGAAAUAGAGUAGCUGCUGUAGCGGACAACUGGCUACUCCUGUGAGAGACAAGGUGGACCACAUUAUCUAAUCCACAGUGCCAAGCCUGUUUGAAGGAAGAAAGGAGAAAUGAAGGGAUUGAUAAAGCAAGUUAGAAAGACGGAAGAGUGAGUAAAAGUCAGGCGCCAUGUCAGUAUAUAACAAAGUUUAUUUUUUGCUGGUAAGGUCUAAUGAAAAAAACAUAGACCAGAUAUAAUCUCAGUCCCUGUAUCUCACUAUGUCCCUCACCUAGAUGCAAAUUGGACAUGUUAGGAUAGAGACCACUGUGCCAUAACCGAAGAUGCCAGACUGGACACGUUUCCCCGGAGAACCACUAAUACAAAAAGCUCUUUGAAUGAUGAAGAAUUUAUGAUUGGUCUGUCUAUAUAUUAUAUAUUUAAGUGGUAUUCUGAAGAAUAAGGAUGACUAUUCAAGAAAUACAUUGAUUUUUAAGUUACAGCUUUUUAGUAAUAUAUGAAUAUAUAUGUAUAAAUAUAUUGUAGAUGCUUUCUUUUUCUUUUGAACAGCAGAUGCACAUAACAAACAGUGUACGUUGUACCUCGCAACUGACCAGUGGAUGAAAACAUGAAACAAAUACGCAACAAAAACAUAUUCAUCACUGGGGAAAAAAUGUAGACAAACAGCUGGACGUCGCGUUGUUACAGUCACACUUUGCGCCGUCGUGCAAUCAUCUUCUCUGUUCUGUCAUCUCUCUUGCACAAACGUGGAAAAUGACAUUUCUCCAGUUUUUAUGAUGGAACAACAAAUCUGUAGUGAUGAUUAUUGUUGCCAAAAUGUGUGCAUAGACACACAGGAGGCUUAGUUAGUUUUGUUGUGUAUUUGAUCGUGUUUUUUUAACUCAAUGUGUGGAGUUAUUGUUCAUGCCAUCAGUUGUUAGUGGAUUAAAAAACAACCUCAAGAUUACAAUUCAAUCAUUUAAUUUCACAACUGAUUCAUGACUAUUGCAAAGUACUGUCAUAAGUUCAGUGGUAUUUAAAGCAAAGGCAUGGCCUGACUUACUUAACGUUUGUGUAUAUCAUUGUAAAAUUGCAAACAUACUGUAUUUUCAGCUCUUAUGUUUUGUCAUAUGUUCUUUUUUUAUUAUUAUUAAUGACCUGUAUGGAGGAUGCUACUGUGACUGCCCCUGCUUUGGUCACGGGCAAAUCAAAGCAAUCUCACCGGGACUCAUGAUUCAAUGUUAUUAAUCCUGUGACUGAAACAGAUAAAUGCUAGAUUGGGCUCAGAAGCUUCUCAUGAGGUUAUUUUCAUAUUGUUCCAAGCUUUUUGUAGCUUAUUGUUGCAGACAGAAUAAUGCUGUGAAGAAUAAAGUGUCGAUCCAAAUAAUUUA